AGGGGGAAAACAACGGAGGGAGUGGUUACGGAGGAAGGCAGCAGGUAUGCUACACGUGCGGAAAAGUCGGGCAUUACUCGUGGGAUUGUUGGAUGAAGAAAGUGAGCAACGAAGACAACGAGCUUGAGGAGAUAAGACAACAUUACAGGAUGGUGAUUAAGGAGAAACGAGAAGCCGAAGAGAAGAGGAGAGAGGAGGAGCAGAAAAGAAUACAAGAAGAGAACGAGAGAAGACGGGAACAUGACAUAAUUCUGCAGACGGAGGAAAUGAGAUCGCAGCUAGAAGCAGGACUAGAGGAGAAGUGGCGCAAGCAAACGAAGCAAGCAGAGGAAGCGGCAGCAGCGGCAAAAUCGAAAGCGGAGGAGGCAAAGGCGAAGGCCGAGGAGGCAGAAGCGAAUGCAGAGGAAGCACGGGCGAAGAUCGAGCAAACGAGGAUGAAAGCACUCAAGGCUAAAGCAUCCGCGAGCGGGCCUAGGAAACGAAGGCGCCAGGUGUCAUCGACCGAGUCGGAGAGUGAGGAAACCUCCGACAUCGGGGAUGAAACCGACACCAGAGACUCGGAAGAAGAGCUGAGACGUACGAUUAAACGCCUGAGGGAAAAGAGGGAAGAGAAGAGGACGGGGAGAAUAAAGAAGACAGGAAAGGGAAAACAGGCGAAAACGAAAACGAAUACGUCGGAGAAUAACGUACCGACUACGAAACGCGGUGAGUGUUCACGGGCAAGGAAGAAGAAGAGGUGCAAUCGCGAUGACGAGGAUGAUGUCAUGAGAAAUGCGAACGAUAUGGGCGGGGAUUAUAAGGAGACAGGAGUCAGGUUCAAUGAUUGUCGGAGAUCGCCACGUGUAGGGGGUUUGAGGUUUGGGAUGCCGAGCGAGGUCAAAAUGAGCAGGGGAAUGAGCCAAGAACCCCGAUGGAGAAGGGUUAUAAGGACUUGGCCGCUAAGUGCUUCGCGGGAGGGCAUUAUCGAUUACUGCCUCUCCACGCAGAAGAUUCUGUCAUCGAAAAAAGUGUUGAUACUACGUAAGCUAUGCCAGAAAAAAGGCAUAAAAGACACGAAGAAACCUGAGAUGGUUGAUGCCCUCGCGAGGGAGCAAGUCAAGUUAGCAUAUGAGGGAUUCGAAGAUAAUGACGAACAGAGGGAGAUGAGUGAGAUGGCGGAGGCGAAUCUGGGGGAGGAUCUAUACGAACAAGAAAAAAGAGGAACGAGAUCAUCAGUGAAUACAGUUCGAAGCGUAUUGCAAAGGUGGCGAGAGCACCUGAGCAAUGCAGAUACGGAUACGAUCGGGAGCUCGCCGAAACUGUAUAGGUGGAUGCGGCACUUCGGAAAGGAGACGUUUCUAAUCGUACCGCUGCGACACGCUGAUGAAGCGCACGAUCGGGCCAUGGAAAAACACUUGAUUCGAGAUUUUUCUCCGAUCCUGAACACAUGCAACAACAAGACAAUGAACAACGGAGUGAAGAAAAGCAAACGGAAGGGGAGAAGAGAAAGACGGAAGUUGAACCGUACAGCACAGAAGGUGAAGAACCUGGUCAGUUUCAGCAGGUCGGGUACGAAUGCGAAGCGGGUAUCUGCGAUGAAAUGGCUAGAGGAGGAGUGGAAGAAGGAGGCGAAGGGGGAAAGAAGAAUGGUGUUCCACGGAGGAGAGGUAUGGAGUGACGGGUGGAAGAAGGUGAAGAGGCUCUUUGGGAUGACAAAGGUAAGAAUAAACGGACAAGUGAAUACCAUGGCGAAAGCUAAGGGAGAGCUACGGCAAGGAGCAACGGCGACCAUCAUAGAGAUCGUGAAGACGAAGACCACUACAGCCAGAUACCUACAGGAGUUACGUGGGAUGUUGAAAAGACCAUUCGAAUUCAAGAAGCUGACACUAGGGAAUACAAACCAACUAGUUGGGAUGUAUCGAGCAGCAGUUCUCUUCGGAGACAAGAAGACAAAAAACGAUGUGAGACUGAAAAUAGACAGGGCAAUAAGGAGAAAGAAUGGGGCGGGAGUACGGAAGAGGGUGGUGGUGAAGGUGAGGUAUGACAGAAGGAUCGUGAAGAACAAGAUCAGAGCGGCAACAGAGGGAGUGGUGGAGAAACGAGUGGAAGACAUGGCUAUCGCUAAGAGCAAGAUACAGAUUAUGUGGCGCAAAAAUCGAACGGUCGGGGAGAUCAUCUACAAUCACCGGAAGCACGCGAAUGUUGGGAAGCAACAAUGUGCAUGCAGGGGAACGGGACUUCCGACAAAGGGUGGACACGUGCUGACGCGCUUUUCAGAUCUGGAAGGGAUCCCGGCGUUCAUGAAGAACGCCAAAAACGUGACGAGUCAGUCACAAGAGACGUGGGAGGAGGGGAAAGUGGCAACCUGGGCGAGGAGAUUUAGAGGCAUGGUGUUGGCUCCGAUCGAUUGGAAUCAGGGCGACACGGCCGUAAUAUGCCCGGUGAUAUACCGACAUGCAUUCGGGAAGACUUUCGUAUGGAACUCUGAUUACGUGGUGGUAAGAGAAGAGGAGCAGAGGAUUCUGCAGACAGCACGCCAGAAGUUUGAACAAGCGGACCUGCAGAAGAUUGCAAGAUGGAAGACCGACGACAGGAUUGGACAAGCGUGCGUGAUAUCGAAAGACAAGGAUCUCUCAAGGUGGAGACCGAUCGCUCCAACGGAUAACGACCCGGCCAGUUUGGCGCAGAAGAGAGUCGCAAAGGCUUUGCAGUGUUUGCACUAUCUCAUCAAGAUGUUCCCGACAGAGCAAUCCUUCUAUUUGAAUGCGAUUCAGGAGCUACCAGGAAGACUAGAAACAACACAGAGAAGGUUCACUGAAAUGGGAUGCACGGGAGUAGAAGGACGGUGCUAUGACAUCAAAGAUAUGUUCACUAAGAUACCGCAUGAGGCAGUACGGAAAGCAAUCUGGCAAAUGCUACUGUGGUAUGCGAAUAGGGGAUGGAAACAGGUGAAAGUAUCAAGGAGAGGGAAGCUGUGUACGAUCAGUAAGACACGGAAAAUGGCAGACGGUUACGUCGGGCUACAGUUUGAACAGUUGUUCAGCAUGGUCAACUAUGAUUUGGACCAUGCAUAUAUUAAGUGUGGGGAGAUCGUGACGAGGCAAGCGUCGGAAAUCCCGAUGGGGAAAUCCAGCAGCCCGACGCUGGCAACGAUUACAUGUGCCAUGGCGGAAUUCAAUUGUCUGAGGGGACUAGGCUCUGAUCGAAAGCUAGUCGCAGGAUGGAGGAUAGUCGAUGACAUCACAGUCAUCGUGGGGAACAGGGGAGGAGGGGAAGAGCAUGGGCGAGAGGAUACCGGCAGCUUAUUCCGUGAUCUGGAGAACUGCUACGACAAGAAUCCGAGUCUCGUCAGAAAGGAUGCUGACAGGGAUUGGUGGCAUUUCCUCGGGGGGACUAUUUAUCUGAUGCAGCAGCACCGCAGGCUGUUGUACGUACCGGACACGAAAAAUCAAGCGUCUCUGCGAGAGGAGGAGAGGCUGAGAUUCCAGACGAUGCAAGAUUUCGCAUCAUAUUCUGAGAAGAGAUCAAAGAAGUCAACUUUGGCCGCCACUUUGAAAAGGCUGUGGCCGUCCACGUCAUGCCAGGUCCUGGUAGUGAGUUCCAUAGCAUACGCAUUAUGGGAAGCAAACCUCCGGGUCUAUGCCCCGGAGGUCUCUCUUGGUGCCUUGGCCAAGUUGGUCAAGGUUGCAGACGAUCAGAACCUGCGUAGGCUCUGGCAGGUGCUGAGCUUGACAUUCGGGGAGAAACGACGAAGGAGGGAGGAGGGGAAGGGGAAAACAGGGGUUGAGUACUGAGAAAACAGGGUACUGGGAAAAUGGGGUAAGAAAAGGGGACACAGAGAAGAGUAGAGGCAGGAAAAGGUCCGAGAGAGGCCCUGCAGAAACGAAUAUGGGCCAGAUUCG
Chara braunii is the source of this 3881-nucleotide messenger RNA. NCBI's taxonomy places the organism in Eukaryota, Viridiplantae, Streptophyta, Charophyceae, Charales, Characeae. The record is from the annotation of a GenBank genome assembly.